Molecule: messenger RNA, 1349 nt
Organism: Mollisia scopiformis
Lineage: Eukaryota; Fungi; Ascomycota; Leotiomycetes; Helotiales; Mollisiaceae
Product: putative malate/L-lactate dehydrogenase
Exons: 2
Coding region: 141-1241 (366 amino acids)
Molecular function (GO): oxidoreductase activity
Source: RefSeq, a predicted model, not a curated record
AUCGAAGAUAAAUUUUUCUUCACUGAUAUUAAAACUCUUUCUUUCUUUCAACACCUCAUAAGAUACUCACUGGAAACUUCAACAGGAUACAGUUUUAAUCAUCUCCCAAAUACUAAGCCUUAUUACCCUACUACCCCACUAUGAGCACCACCACAUCACAUGACCCCUCCUCGUCUUCCACUCCCCCUAAAAUCCUCAUCUCUCCCUCCUCUGCUCAAGCAUUCAUCGAAUCCGUCCUCACCGGCAAUGGCGUCCCAGCAGCAAACGCCACCAUCAUCGCCAAAGCACUCGUCCUCGCCGACCUCCGAGGCGUCGACACCCAUGGCAUGAACCGCAUACCAUCCUACAUGGAAAGAAUCCGGCAAGGAGUUCUCGACCCCAAAGCCCAGCCAGAAUUAAAACAGAUCACACCUGUCGUCGCCCAGAUUGAUGGCAAGAAUUCUUUUGGAUUCCUCGGUGCGAGUUUAGGGAUGAAAUCAUGCAUCGAAGCCGCAAAAAUCUACGGCAUAGGAAUGGCGUCUAUCAAGCACAGCAAUCAUUUCGGCAUGGCCGCCUGGAUCGUCCAGCAAGCGCUAGACGCGGGCCUCAUGUCCCUCGUCUUCACCAACUCAUCACCAGCCCUUCCCGUUUGGGGCGGGAAAGAAAAACUCAUGGGCGUCUCUCCAAUCGCUUGCGGAGCUCCUGGUGCGGAAAAAGAUUUCAUUCUUGAUAUGGCACCGUCUGUGGCUGCCAGAGGAAAGAUCUAUAAAGCGUUGAGGAGAGGAGAGAAGAUCCCGAGUGAUUGGGCGCUGGAUAAGGAGGGGAAUAGGACGGAGGAUCCGGCGAGAGCGCUAGAAGGCGUUAUGUUGCCUAUGGGGGGACCGAAGGGCUCUGCGUUGUCGGUUAUGAUGGAUGUGUUUUCAGGAGUGUUGUCAGGCAGUGCAUUUGCGGGAGGGGUUGCGGGGCCGUAUGAUGCGACUAGAGCGGCUGAUGUAGGGCAUUUUCUGGUGGCGAUUAGGCCGGAUUUGUUUCUGGAUGGUGGGGUGGAGAAGUUCAGGGAGAGGAUGGGGAUUUUAUAUCAGAGGGUUGUAGGGUGUGAGAAGAUGGCGGGGGUGGAGAGGAUUUGGUUUCCGGGGGAGAUUGAGAUGGAUGCUGCUGAGGAGAGGAGGAAGAGCGGGAUCCCGUAUGUGCAAGCUGAGGUUGAGGCGUUGAAUAAGGAGGCGGAGAAAGUGGGUGUUCCGCAUAUUCAAGUCAUGUCCUAAUCUCGGACAUGGGAGAGAAAUCUUGGGAUAUAUGAGUCUAUGUAUCUUCUUCUCUGUCUUCUAAAGUUUCCUCGUCUAAAACAGCAGACAAUGCAUUCAGGACCAGAA